This is a messenger RNA of Linderina pennispora, 1221 nucleotides long. RefSeq names its product dihydrolipoamide succinyltransferase. The record is from RefSeq and is a predicted model, not a curated record. NCBI's taxonomy places the organism in Eukaryota, Fungi, Kickxellomycota, Kickxellomycetes, Kickxellales, Kickxellaceae. The transcript has 3 exons. Gene Ontology annotation, cellular component: oxoglutarate dehydrogenase complex. Gene Ontology annotation, molecular function: dihydrolipoyllysine-residue succinyltransferase activity. Gene Ontology annotation, biological process: tricarboxylic acid cycle. The coding region runs from base 1 to 1221 and encodes 406 amino acids.
AUGGUCUUGAUUGGCUGGCGGAAGUCCCACCCAAAAACCCCCCUUAAGGGAACUGCUGCUCUCAGUCAGGACAGCGCUUUUCUCCAAAAGCAAAUCAUCAAGGUCCCGCACAUGGCCGACUCGAUCACCGAAGGCACGCUCAAGGCGUGGGCCAAGCAGGUCGGCGAGCAGGUCCAGCAGGACGAGGAGGUUGCGUCCAUCGAGACUGACAAGGUCGACAUCCCCGUGAACUCGCCCAUCGCCGGUGUUAUCCGGGAACUGCUCGCUAACGAGGAGGACACUGUUGUUGUCGGCCAGGAUCUGUUCAAGAUCGAGGAGGGCGCUGUCGCCGAGGGCGGUGCUGCCCCGGCCAAGCCCGCAGCCACUGAGCCCGAGGCCGCUGCUCCGGCUGCUGCUCCUACUCCAGCCGCGCCCACCCCGGCAGCUGCUGCACCCACUCCUGCGCCUGCAGCUCCGGCUCCGGUGGCCAGCAAGCCGGCGGCAGCCUCGGCUCCCAGCCCGGUCACAUUUGGAGCGCCGAACCGUUCGGAGCGCCGGGUGAAGAUGAACCGCAUGCGGUCGCGUAUCGCCGAGCGGCUGAAGCAGUCGCAGGACACGGCGGCGUCGCUGACGACAUUCAACGAGAUUGACAUGACGAAUCUGAUCAACCUGCGCAAGACGUACAAGGACGAGGUUCUGAAGACGCACGGCAUCAAGCUGGGCUACAUGGGAGCGUUUGUCAAGGCCAGCACGCACGCGCUGCAGUCGGUUCCCGAGGUCAACGCCAGCAUUGACGGCGACCACUUUGUGUACUACGACUACUGCGAUGUCAGCGUGGCGGUGGCUACGCCCAAGGGCCUGGUGACGCCGGUGCUGCGUAACACCGAGGCGAUGUCGAUUGUGGAUGUGGAGCAGGAGAUUGCCAACCUGGGCAAGAAGGCGCGCGACAACAAGAUCACGGUGGAGGACAUGGCGGGCGGUACGUUCACGAUCUCCAACGGCGGAGUGUUUGGCUCGCUGUACGGAACUCCGAUCAUCAACAUGCCCCAGGCGGCGAUUCUCGGCAUGCACGCCAUCAAGGAGCGCCCCGUGGUUGUCAACGGCAAGAUCGAGAUCAGGCCCAUGAUGUACGUGGCGCUGUCGUACGACCACCGCAUCAUCGAUGGCCGUGAGGCUGUGACCUUCCUGGUCAAGAUCAAGGAGGCCAUUGAGGACCCGCAGCGCCUGCUGCUCAACAUCUAA